UCAGGCUUCAUUAAUUUCUAAAGCGGUUUUUAUGGGAAAAACUGUAAUUCUGCAGAAGUGAGCCAAUCUCCCAUAGAUGCAUGUGCCCAUAUUAAACUUCACAGCAGAAAUAAACAUGUUUACAGCCUGCUUCAGAAAACUAUUUCGGUCUCUAUAGCUAAUUUUCCCAUUCAUGACAAAUGUGAGGUGCGUGUGAAUUCAUUUGAACGUACCCGUUCAAAUUAUAUUAAGGCUUAAAGUUUCCAACUGUGGUGCGUUCAAGUGCUGUCCUUUUUCGGACGGCACUUGAACCUACCACAGCCUCGCGCUGGAGGCUCACACGGCGGGAGAUUUAAAAUCCUCGCGAGCACACAGUGCGAGAUUUCAACGGCUAAAAACGACCCGUGAGACAAUUUCACGGUAAUUAAUCGUUUAAGUAAUUAAUCCAAGGUAACUAAACACAAUGAAUCAUGCGAGGAGCAUAAAAGAAAUGCUGAGCAUCCCAACUGGAAGCAGGAAUGUGGCUACCAGCGGAUACUCCAGCUUCACAGACUCACAGGUUUUCUUCGGGUCUCAGUUUUGGCCUGAAAACUCUCAAGGCUCAUCUCAAGACAUGAGUAUGUCAUCCAGGACCUCAAGUUCACAAGAGGGAAGUGACCCAAAGUUUCUAAGCAGUUAUCACACUAAGCCUCUCCUGUUUGGAGAAUUAAAGGACAACAAAAGCAGAGCGUUUGGAAUACUGGAAGCAUUUGAGGAGGACAAGAAAAGAGCAAAAGAAAAAGCUGACGGUGAUAUUUUAGCCAAAGAAUGUCAUCAUUUUCGAGAAACUCUCAACAAUAUCCAACAACUGGUCGCUGGCACAGAGAAAAAUACUGCUGUGUGCCCAGCAGUCCUUGAAAAAUUUGAUAAUUUUGUGUCAACAUUGCAAAACAAUCUUAACAGUCUUCAGAGUAACAUUUCCGAGCAGUUCGAGACAAUGCUGAAUAAAGUGAACUCCCAGAAAGGGAUGAUAACUGAACUGGAGGAGAGAGUGCAAAAGAGUGGAGACAGCACAUCAGAACUUAAUCUGCAAGGCUUAAAGAAUAGUCUGGAGGGUCUGAAAGAUGAGCAGGAGAAAGAACGAAACAUGCUUGAAGAGGCCCUGAAGCUGCUCACCAACUUAGUCUCAGAGCACUCAGCCAAACCCAACCCUCAGAAAGUGAUGGACAGUGCCGUCCAGACAUCACCAGGGCUGGAAAAGCCACUUUCCAACAUCCUGGAGGACAAUAAGCUUGAAAGCACACAGCUUACAUGUAUGUCACUCAACCUCGAAUGCAGUCAGGCUCAAGAUCCCCUUCAGGAUCACCGCAACAUUAUAGGAAAGAGGAAAGUUGCUCUGAGAGGCCAUAGGAUGCGCAAAAAGAGGCCGCUAGUGCCCUCACAGCGGGGUAAACAUACUGUCAUGGAUGAAAACAGUCAACCUCUCUUGAACUGUAACAGACAACAAAAAGUGUCAAUGCCUGUCUGUAAGCGUCGUAAUCUGAACAUAACAAGCCAAAACAGUCUCACCCUAGACUGUCAAAUAAGGCCAAACAGGGGGAUAAGAUCUGAAGCUGCAGGUUGUUUGAUCACUCCUCUCAGCUGCUGGUCUCAGGACAGCAACAGCCCUGUGUGCAUCACAGGAAUCGAACCCAUCUUAGAGAAGCUCUCUAAGAGGAGCCCAGAAAAACCGCAAGGCCUCUGGCAGUUGUUUGACAUGGAUAGUGACUCUGUUUUAGACUUUUAGAGAAUGAGUAACGGACUCACAACAGUGAUGCAUCUGUGUUCUUUGUUUCGGCGUACAGGGGAAUAAAAUCCCAAAAUGUUUAUUAUUAUUUGUGACGUAUGUUCUAUUAGAUGUCAGAUGUUAUAUAUUUUUCUGAAGAAUGAACAUGUUGAUAAAGGUUUUUUGUCUUGUGGUUGAAAGCUGUGGAGCACUACUGUUAAGUUCAGAACAGAGAGACUCACAAAGCAUCAUUUAAAGUUUUUCAUCAUAUUUUCUGCUGACAUAAAUACUGUAAGAGAUAUGUGUUCAAAUAUGUGUUUAAAAUUAUUUAUUAUUUAUAUAGUUAUUUAAUUUAUA
This is a messenger RNA of Larimichthys crocea (large yellow croaker), 2080 nucleotides long. It is a transcript of the gene ccdc36, whose product is annotated as coiled-coil domain containing 36. Lineage: Eukaryota; Metazoa; Chordata; Actinopteri; Sciaenidae. The record is from RefSeq and is a predicted model, not a curated record. The transcript has 8 exons. Bases 443 to 1744 code for a protein of 433 amino acids. Gene Ontology annotation, biological process: meiotic DNA double-strand break formation; homologous chromosome pairing at meiosis; DNA recombination. Gene Ontology annotation, cellular component: condensed nuclear chromosome.